This is a messenger RNA of Letharia columbiana, 2049 nucleotides long. RefSeq lists its product as uncharacterized. Lineage: Eukaryota; Fungi; Ascomycota; Lecanoromycetes; Lecanorales; Parmeliaceae. The transcript has 3 exons. The coding region runs from base 1 to 2049 and encodes 682 amino acids. The record is from RefSeq and is a predicted model, not a curated record.
AUGGCUUACCAGCAGCCCAGUGUUGAAUACGCGGAUCCCCGCACUCAGGCCGCCGAUAACGAUCAAUUCGAGCCGCCAGGCAACAGAAACCGAGAGGCGUCAACUGCCCGACGUGCAUCGAUAAUGCCCGAACAGAGUCGAUACGCCCCGCCUCAGAAGCCCAUCGACGAGGCUGUAACAAAGGCUUUCGAUAGGGCAGGCGCAGAGACAUCAAAUUAUGUGCCGCCUGAGCUCAUCGCCCAGAUCACACAGAACGUCAUAAAACAAUUGCAGACAGGCGGUGGGCUCGACGGAUCCACGCCUGUGCCUUCUCACAGCGCCUUCUCACCCCCUCCUCCUUCCAUGCAUCAACCUGUUCCUCUAUCACCAUCCACCACUUCUGGGACCUCACCAAACAUGACAACCCGAGUCUACACACCUCCUUCACCGAUGAAGCACUCCGACUACCCAAGCCACACCCCACCACAGUCGCAAUCGGGAUACUCACCAGACGACCUACCGAGCCCACGACACGAGAAGCCUGCUCACCUCAACCCCAGAAGAUCUUCUUCCCCUCAUAGCCAAACGAGCGAGUCGAGCGACAAGCCACAUGUUAGACCAAAAGGCCCCGCGAGGCUUUCGACAAGCAAGGAAGAAACUACAUUAGAGAAGAUCUGGGGUCAGCUGUUCGAUGAAGAUGGCCAUCCGACGAAAAGACUGGGUCAAUUUCUCCGCGGAUUGGCAGUGCACAUUAUUGAGGAUUAUGAGCCCCGGCAUAGCAUUGUCAUCACCCCUACAAAGAUGGUAAAAUACUACGAUGACGUCAAAUUGUCAGAUGAGCUGUAUCCAUGGCCGACUGUUUUCGACGACGAGCACUCUUCAAUCUCUCGCAUGUACAGAGAUCUCGAAUGUCAGCACCAUCUUGUGCAAGAGAGAUAUGACGAGAGACCAGACAUACCGGGCCUUACACCGGUCGGCUUCGAGAGAUGGGCAACGUUGCUCAUUCAAGCACAUCCUGAAGAAGAAUUUGGGAGGCUCCGGAAGGCCGUGCUAGAUAUGCCAAUCUGCAACCCAGAUGAUCGAAAAGAGCGGUUUCCGAAAGAGCUCUCACGACGCUUGUUCCCAGGGCAUGAGGAUCGUCGGACCCGUGAGAAGUUGGAGGAUUCCAUUUCGGAGCACGCAGCUAUCGAAAUUCCACGCCGCCGGAGUCGAGAGGAGCCUCCCCCACCUCGUUAUGACUCUCCGACCCAUAAGCCUGGCGUCGCUGAACGGGACUACGCUCCUCAAAGCCAUCGCUCAAGCGUCAGCUUUGAUCUACCGUCCACCAGCUCAGCCGCACCUUCAACCUACAUGCCCUCCCAACUGGAGCGCGAACGCAAACCCUACUCCAACGUUCCAUCUGAGUCCGCGAUCGACGACACUAAUCCUCCCAUGCCGCCUCCACCUUCAAAUCCCAUCGAACGUGCCCGCCAGCCGUACAGUGCCCUUCCCGGUGGCGGCAAGCAAUUUGAAGACGAAGCAAGGUCGACCAAGCCCCGUCCCGAAAGCUUUGUAGGCUCAGCACCCAAGCCGAGUCGUUCAGACUCAUCCGCUCGGUCUCGCCCUAUCCCUGUCAACAAUCCUCGCCCAAUGGAAAUUCCAAAGCCAACAGAAGUCCAUCAUCACCGCGCACCCAGCAACGCAGGCCGCCGUCACCGCAGCCCCUCGUUCAGUCGCGGCUCCACGAACGACUUCAGACGUUCUGACGGCGAUAUCAGAGGCUACCAGCCCAGCUCCUACCAAAUGCCCGCCUCUGUCCCUGUGGGCGCUCCUCCGGUAGAAGCUGUCAUUGACGAAAAUGACACCCGUCGAUAUUUCGAAAAGAAUGCUCGAGAGCGAGCUGAGCGAGUUAGGAGGCAGGCGGAGGAGGAUGCGAGGGGCUAUGGAGAGAGUCCGAGACGUUAUGACCGUGCUGGCCCACCACCGAGGAGAGACGAAUACUUGAACGACGAGGAUUACAACCGUGCUAGUGGACGGCAGGGAAGCGGGCAUGAUUACGGCCAGCCAUAUGGAGGCCCUGUCUACCGGUGA